Messenger RNA from Exophiala spinifera, 450 nucleotides. RefSeq lists its product as uncharacterized. NCBI's taxonomy places the organism in Eukaryota, Fungi, Ascomycota, Eurotiomycetes, Chaetothyriales, Herpotrichiellaceae. The coding region runs from base 1 to 450 and encodes 149 amino acids. The transcript has 3 exons. The record is from RefSeq and is a predicted model, not a curated record.
AUGGCUCAAGCAAGUCAAAUAGUACCCUUUAUUAUCCUCCUCAUCGUGGUUGCUGUGGUGGCGGUGGUCGGCUUCAUUGCAUACUCGAUCGCCCACGAUGUCGGACACCACACGAGAAAGAAGCUGGAAAGGAAGAACGUCAGUUUCACACGGGAUGGAAUGAAGGUCGGCGUCAGGGAGCGAAGCGCUGAGCACGAACAAGACAAGGCGCAGAGCGUGAUCACGAAGAUUUGGAACCACUCAUCCUGGCCUGCAUAUCAGUCGCGCUUGGGUUGGGGCCAGGGAAACAAGUCGCCGGCCACCACGCCCAGCGGUACGCCGAGCGUGGAAAAGAGGAACCCAUAUUCACGCACAAGCUCGUCAACAGGCGCGGCCUCCGCACCAGGAUUAUCACGACAGGGCUCGAGUCAGGCCGGCCUGUCGCGAACCACUUCGGCCACGACAAGAUGA